AUGGAUGAAAUACCAACAAAAACGCGUCUUCAGAAGUCGAAAGAGAAGAAAUCGGGUAUUAAAACUAGUUUAAUCGAUGUAACUGCCGAUGAUGAACCAGAAGCAGAUGAAAAAGGAGAAAGUGAUAGUGAACAACCACUGAAGGAGAUGAAAAUGAAGGCAAAGCACGAUGAUGUGAAGAGAAAGGAAGUCUCUGUUUUAACAUCAUUUUUACCUGCUAAUGAUGACAACCUAAGUGAUGGAAAAGGGGAAACUGAUGGUGACCAGCAACAAAAGGAGACGAGAACCAACGUAAAGCACGACGCUGCCAAGAAGAAAAAGAAAGUCUCUGAUCCUGAAACAACCACCCCAUCAAGGAAGUCGCAGAGAUUGAAAGAUCAGGUAUCACCUAGUUCACCUAAGCCUGAAGCAGAAAAGAAAACAAAGACUAAAAAGAAAGCUGAUUUUGAUCGGCAAGCUGAGGAGCAAUUAAUUGUGAACACUAGUGCAUCUAGAGUUCAGGCUGAUAAAGCUACUAAGCGAAAAAAGAAAGCAGAGAAAGCUGCACCAAAGGAAGUUUUGGAUGAUGAUACAAAGAAUGAGGAUGAUACAGAUGAUACACAGAGAAAGAUGCACCAAAGGAAGCUGUGUGAUUGGUUUGCUUCAAUGUUGAUUUGGUCUGUUUCAGUCAAGCAAGCUGUUGAUAAACAGAAGAAAAGAAAAGGAUGUGAACCCAAACAAUCAGAAGACCUGAAAAGGAAGAAGAAGGAGAAGCAAAUUGAAAGAUCCGAAAGUGAAGAAGAAGAUGAAGAAGAAGAACUUGUUCAACAAUGUGUCAUCUAUAAACCAGUUAAACCUAAAACCAAACCUGCAACUCAGGGAGGUACUUAUAGAGAAGGAUUUCUAAGGGUAAGUACCUUGUUCACAAAAAUAAAGGAAAAAGGUGGUUUUACUCCAAUGCAGGCUAGUAUGAUGAAUGCGAGUCCAUUUGGGAAAUUCUAUAACUGGUUAUCUACUGCGGACAUGUCAUUGUUGGAUGGUAAGAGCAGCCAGCUGAUGGAUGAGGUCCUUUUAUCAUAUAACCAUGAUGAUUUGAGUCAGCAUUAA
This is a messenger RNA of Papaver somniferum (opium poppy), 1086 nucleotides long. RefSeq lists its product as uncharacterized. NCBI's taxonomy places the organism in Eukaryota, Viridiplantae, Streptophyta, Magnoliopsida, Ranunculales, Papaveraceae. Bases 1 to 1086 code for a protein of 361 amino acids. The transcript has 8 exons. The record is from RefSeq and is a predicted model, not a curated record.